UUCUCCAUACAUCCCAAUGCACGGUUACAAUGCAGGACCCCCAUCCGCGGACAUACCAUCAACUUCUCCAAACAUCCCAAUGUACGGUUACUAUGGACCAAUGCAUGCGUGGUCACCGGGUUUUCUCCCAUUUCCCGCCGUCAACUAAUAUCCAAGCAAUGUACAUGUGGUGAAAAUCAUGUUUUCCGUUUAGUUAUAAUAAGUUAGUUUUUUUGAAGAGUUGAAUUGCAGUUGGUUUUUUUGAAGAGUUUAAUUGGAAUUUUUGUUUUUUUGACAAAAUACUAGUUACCCAUUUCAACAUGGCAUGAAAGGCCAGUUUUCUCUCAGUAAUACCUCCAUUACAAGCAGAUUUAUUGGUUUGGAGGAUAAUAGACCCUCAGUUGGGCAAACUGAAUCGCCAGCUACAUCUUCUGGAGUUGAAGAAAUUCAUCCUGAUAGCCCAGAUGCAGAAGAAAUCGAGUGUGGUAGUGCCGGAACAUCAGAGAAAGUGCAAAUGGAUGGUGAUGAUGAUCCAGUUUCGGGGAUGAAGUUUAAUUCCUUAGAAGAUUUAAUAAGUUACUAUAAGGAAUAUGGUAAGAAACGUGGGUUUGAGGUGAUGACAAAAAGGAGUGAGAGGGGAGAUGAUCAGACUGUUAGAUAUGUCACCCUUGCCUGUGCCCGUGGAGGGAAGGCCUGGAAUAGGACUAUAAAUGUCGCCAACCCACGUCCGACAGGAAAGACGGAAUGUAAGGCAAAAAUUAAUGCCUUAAAAGUUGCUGAUGGAAAGUUUCGACUGACUACAAUUCACAAUAUCCACAACCACGGUUUCAAUCCAAAGAAAUCUCGCUUCUUUCGAUGUAAUAGAGAAGUGAGUGGAUCUGUUAAAAGGGUCCUAGAUACGAAUGAUUUGGCCGGCAUCAAGAUGAAUAAGAGUUUCGGGAUUCUUGUUGUUGGUGCGGGAGGUUUUGAGAACCUCCCGUUUUUGGAAAAGGAUUGUCGUAACUAUAUCGACAAGGCAUGA
Messenger RNA from Juglans regia (Persian walnut), 1000 nucleotides. RefSeq lists its product as uncharacterized. The transcript is spliced from 2 exons. Bases 305 to 1000 code for a protein of 231 amino acids. Lineage: Eukaryota; Viridiplantae; Streptophyta; Magnoliopsida; Fagales; Juglandaceae. The record is from RefSeq and is a predicted model, not a curated record.